CAUCUGUCAAAUAUAAAUAUUAUAACAAAGAUAAGCUGAAGAGGUGGCUCGCAGAAAUUGACUGAAAUGGAGAAACUUCACCUGGAAGAGAAGGCAUCACUGGAAGAGAACCAAACCUGCACAAACGCAGGCGGCCAUGAUGAUAAAGCCUCAGUUGGUCCCAGCGAUGGACAGCAGGUUCAGCCCACCCAGAGGCUGCAGAACAAACACCGUUGUGACAAGUGUCUGAAAUAUUUCAGAUGGAAGACGUAUCUGAAAAUUCAUCAACACAUUCACACUGGAGAGAAGCCUUAUAGCUGCAGUCAGUGUGAGAAGAGAUUCAGACAACUGUCAAAUCUGAAGACUCAUCAGCGAAUCCACACUGGAGAGAAGCGCUAUCUCUGUGACCAGUGUGGAAAGGCUUUUAUUCAGAAGAGUAAUUUUAACAGCCAUCAGCGAAUCCACACUGGUGAAAAGCCUUAUAGCUGCAGUCAGUGUGAGAAGAGAUUCAGAGAUUCCUCAGGGCUGAAGCGUCAUCAGCGAAUCCACACUGGAGAGAAGCGCUAUCUCUGUGACCAGUGUGGAAAGGCUUUCACUCGGAAGAGUCAUUUUAACAUUCAUCUGCGAAUCCACACUGGUGAAAAGCCUUAUAGCUGCAAUCAGUGUGAGAAGAGAUUCAGAGAUUCCUCAGGGUUGAAGCGUCAUCAACGAAUCCACACUGGAGAGAAGCGCUAUCUUUGUGACCAGUGUGGAAAGGCUUUCAUUCGGAAGAGUCAUUUUAACAUUCAUCUGCGAAUCCACACUGGUGAAAAGCCUUAUAGAUGUUAUCAGUGUGGAAAGACUUUCAUUCAGAAGGGUGAUUUUAACGUUCAUCUGCGAAUCCACACUGGUGAAAAGCCUUAUAGCUGCAGUCAGUGUGAGAAGAGAUUCAGAGAUUCCUCAGGGCUGAAGCGUCAUCAGCGAAUCCACACUGGUGAAAAGCGCUAUCUCUGUGACAUGUGUGGAAAAGCUUUUAUUCAGAAGAGUCACUUUAACAGCCAUCAGCGAAUCCACACUGGUGAAAAGCCUUAUAGCUGCAGUCAGUGUGAGAAGACAUUCAACGAUUCCUCAGGGCUGCUGUAUCAUAAGCAUAUCCACACUGGUGAAAGGCCUUUCAGAUGUGAUCAGUGUGAGAAGACAUUCAAAAGUUCCUCACAUCUGAAGCGUCAUCAGCGAAUCCACACUGGAGAGAAGCGCUAUCUCUGUGACCAGUGUGGAAAGGCUUUCAUUCGGAAGAGUCAUUUUAACAUUCAUCUGCGAAUCCACACUGGUGAAAAGCCUUAUAGAUGUUAUCAGUGUGGAAAGACUUUCAUUCAGAAGGGUGAUUUUAACAUUCAUUUGCGAAUCCACACUGGUGAAAAGCCUUAUAGCUGCAGUCAGUGUGAGAAGAGAUUCAGAGAUUCCUCAGGGCUGAAGCGUCAUCAGCGAAUCCACACUGGUGAAAAGCGCUAUCUCUGUGACAUGUGUGGAAAAGCUUUUAUUCAGAAGAGUCACUUUAACAGCCAUCAGCGAAUCCACACUGGAGAAAAGUCUUAUAGAUGUUAUCAGUGUGGAAAGACUUUCAUUCAGAAGGGUGAUUUUAACAUUCAUCUGCGAAUCCACACUGGCGAAAAGCCUUAUAGAUGUGACCAGUGUGAGAAGACAUUCAGAUAUCAGUCAACGCUGAAGCGUCAUCAGCGAAUCCACACUGAUGAAAAGCCUUAUAGCUGCAGUCAGUGUGAGAAGACAUUCAAACAUUCCUCAGGGCUGAAGCGUCAUCAGAAAAUCCACACUGGUGAAAAAGCCUGAUUCACACAAGACAGCAGCAACAUCUGGAAUGUGAGGGAACUUCUUUCUCUCCUCCUGUCUUCUAUCACUAUGGCGACAACAGUCGGUGCUGUCAGUAACAUUUAUAUCAAUAAUAAUAACAAGCAUGCAAAUAAA
Molecule: messenger RNA, 1941 nt
Organism: Xiphophorus couchianus (Monterrey platyfish)
Lineage: Eukaryota; Metazoa; Chordata; Actinopteri; Cyprinodontiformes; Poeciliidae
Product: zinc finger protein 239-like
Exons: 5
Coding region: 67-1806 (579 amino acids)
Biological process (GO): regulation of transcription by RNA polymerase II
Cellular component (GO): transcription regulator complex; PcG protein complex; chromatin
Molecular function (GO): RNA polymerase II cis-regulatory region sequence-specific DNA binding; DNA-binding transcription factor activity, RNA polymerase II-specific
Source: RefSeq, a predicted model, not a curated record